CAAAAAGAAAAAAUGAAGCCUUCACAGAUUGAUGUCGAUGGAAUCAUGACUUCUUUGGGAGAUUCCAAAUAUUUCCACACCACUCAAUACAUUAUGAUUUGUAUUCCUAUGCUUUUAGCGUCAACAAACACUUUCUUCUACGUUUACUUUGCCACCACACCUGAAUACAGAUGUAAUAAUCUGACACAGUCUCAGCUCAGUCAAUACAACAUAUCGAUCAAUGAAGAAGACAAUCUGAUAUAUGAUAAGUGCUCCAUAGAUAUCAUCAAUACGAAUGGAGAAGUUACAGGUGAGAACCGAACCCUGGACUGUCUGAAUGGUUAUUAUUACACUACACCAGUUGAUAAAUCUAUCGUGUCACAGUGGGAUCUGGUCUGUAACAAAGAAGGAUUGGCUGAAUCUACCCAAAUAUUUUAUAUCGUGGGUCAAAUGAUUGGUGGUUUGACAGCACCUUAUUUGAUUGAAAGAUUUGGACGGAAACCAGCGCGUGUGUCAAGCAGUGCCUUGUUGAUAAUCUUCAACUUAUUCGGUGCAUUUUCGCCAUUCUACUCCUUGUUUGCAGCCAUGAGAAUUUUCAUUGGAAUACUAAGAGAAGCAUUUCUUCUUAGCUCUGCAACUUUGGUUUGUGAAUUAUAUCCCAAAGAAAAGCGUAUCAUUAUGACUGGUAUAUUUCUGAAUAUCUGGAGCGUUGGUAAUUGUCUUGUCGGGUUCAUAGCCUAUAUGUUGAAGGAUUACAGUUGGAACAUGUUAUUCCUAUUUAAUGCUGCUCUCUCGGGAUAUUUUAUUGUGGAUUUCAUUUUCCUGGAGGAAUCUACAAGGUGGUUAAUUGCCACUUCGAAAAUAAAUGCAGCUGAGAAGAUUGUCAAAAAGGCAGCUAAACAAAAUAAAGUUGACUUUGACACUGUUUGGCAUAUUACUUUAAAAGAUACUUCAACACAACAAACAGCUAGUCCCGUGAACGAAACUAAUCUCGACGGGCGAAACUGUGAGUCUAAUGUCGAGGCAAACGUCAAAGCAGUUGUCGAUCAGUCACAAAUAGAAGUUGAAAAAGAAGCUCCUAUGUUAGUAAAAUUACUUGUUAUAUUUAAGUCACCUUAUCUGAGGAAAGUUACCAUCGUUAUGUCUAUUGCAUGGGCUGUGGACAUGACAUCAGCAAACGGUAUUAUGCUAAUGUCGGAGGUUCUUGGUGAUAAUGUUUAUAUCGUCUUCCCUUCAAUAUGUUCACUGGAAAUCUUAACUAAUAGUCUAUAUGCUGUUUCAGCGAAAAGAUUUGGUCACAAAGUAACUCUGGAAUGUUUCAAGACAUUUUCUGCCGCCUGUGUUAUAACAGCAUCGCUGAUAAAACUUCUGGCAGAGAAAAGCGAGACAAUGAAAUACGUCUGCUUGGUAUUGUUUGUUGUUACUGGUGCUACAGCGAAUGGUGCCACUGGUGGUGACAGGAUUUACAUUUCGGAAUUAUUUCCCACAGAAAUACGAAGUGCCGGAUCCGGUUUUGCUACGACUUUCGUUCGAACCGUAGGCUUGUCAACACCUUUAUUCAAACUAUUGGCUUUGAAUAUUCCAUGGGCUCCAGGUAUUAUCAUAGGAACUGGAUGUAUAGUUUCUUCCAUUUUACUUCAUAUAUAUCUACCAGAAACAGGAAACCUUGUUUUACCACAGAAAAUCAACGACGUGAUUUGAUUCGGAGAUAUUGAACUGAGAGUGUAUAGCAUGUAAGAAUUGUAUUCAAUAUUGCAUUUAUAAAUUACUGAUACGUUGACAAUACUUUGCAUCAAUGCUAUAAGGUAUUACAGGAUAUAUCUAUAGACUUUUGCAAACACCGAACAAAGUAGACAAAUAUAAAUACUUUGUCUAUAUUUUUCUGUCCAUGAUUAGAAGAAAUGCAGGAAAAAAAACAAACAACAACAAAAAGAAAAACAAAGCAAACCAAACAACCAAAAUAUUUCACAUAUAGUUCAUCUUUUAAUUGUGUUUAGCUAGAAUGUAAAGUAAGAAUUAUAUGUGGGAACUCAGGCUUUUCCGCUUUUAUUAUAAAUAUGUUGCUCUUAAGGAUUGUUUUAGCCAAUUGCAAUCUUGCAAGUCAAUCCCACUUGGAAUUACUGCAUAAUGGAGUUUAAAGAAAUGUAAUUAAUUGAUCGCUUAAUUUUCGUAGAUUAUUUUUGUUAGCGAUGAUUUAUUAAUUGAGUUCUUAAUUGCAGUAGAUUUUUCAUGUUUGUAUAUAACUUCUCUAUAUGGAUAUAUCUCUGUCCAUGAUGAUAACGGACAAGACAUUUAUAUAUGUCUAUCACACCUAAAACUUAAUGGAUACACUCUAUAGUAUAUAACAGCAUAAUGAAAGUGAUGAAUGAUGGCUUCUAUAAAUACAUCAACGACUUAUUGGUGGAUGUCGAUACCAUGUAGAACAACGGUUCGACUAUUUUCCCCUGUUUGAUUACUAUUUUGUUCUGGUGGACACCCAUAAACACAGAAACUUCUUUCUUAUAAAAUACAAUCGUGGAUCGCCAGAUUACUAUUUUACUUGCAUGGAGCCCCUUCCUCCAAUCGUAUAGGGAACCUCAGUGGUCAUAUGGACGCCAGUUGAGAACCACUGGUCCAGAAUGUAGAUGUAAUAGAAAGUCAAUAAAUAU
Octopus sinensis (East Asian common octopus) is the source of this 2627-nucleotide messenger RNA. RefSeq names its product solute carrier family 22 member 8-like. Lineage: Eukaryota; Metazoa; Mollusca; Cephalopoda; Octopoda; Octopodidae. Gene Ontology annotation, molecular function: transmembrane transporter activity. Gene Ontology annotation, cellular component: membrane. The coding region runs from base 13 to 1680 and encodes 555 amino acids. The transcript has 10 exons. The record is from RefSeq and is a predicted model, not a curated record. Gene Ontology annotation, biological process: transmembrane transport.